Molecule: messenger RNA, 189 nt
Organism: Sphaeroforma arctica JP610
Lineage: Eukaryota; Ichthyosporea; Ichthyophonida
Exons: 1
Source: RefSeq, a predicted model, not a curated record
AUGCUCGUGACGCGAAAGGAUACUGUGUUGCACCUACUGCAAGACCCAGACGCCAACUAUGACCUGGAUCAUGCCAUGGUUCUGAUGCAGAUGUACUCGUUCAAUCCAGGGGUUAUCUACCUGUUUGAGAAGGCUAAGCUGUAUACGAACAUCAUACAGGACUACAUGGAGAAAGAGGAGUACGGUCAG